AUGCCCCAUUAUGACACGAAUACUAAUUCUUUUAUGCACAAUCACAAUCUCAAUAUAGCUUCCUUGAACUGCCGCAAUCUCGUCAAAGCAUCGACGCCCGAGAUUAGCUCUGACUUCAUCCGAUACCUCCGUUCCUUACAUUUUGGCAUCCUCUGUGUUCAGGAAUUGCAUGCCGUCGAGACAGUUCAGGACCAACUUCAUAUGCAAUUCCAAGCUCAUGCCACUUUAUGGACACAACAUUGUGGUAUUAUCUCCUUCAAUCCGUUAAUUCAUUUACAAUCUUUAGACUUUAAUCUGGAUCAACGCAUCAUUGCCUGCAAAGUGGUCCAUGCCAAUGCGUUGUUUCCACCCUUCACACUCGUUAACAUCUAUGCACCAGCGCAGUACUUACCCCGAGUGCGGUUUUUUAGAGACUUCUUAGCGUUGCCUCUCUUCAACAUUCCUUCUUCAACCACUCGGGAAUCCUUGCACUCACUAUCUUCCACCCUUGACUCUGAAGCUGCCAACAUCACUCCCAUGCUACUGAUGGGGGAUUUUAACUACCACGCCACUUCUUACUUGACUGAUGAUAGUGAAGACUCUGAAUUUGAUCCUAACAUUAUUCAUUCAGGUGCUGAACUCCAUCGUCACUCUCCACCGUCUCAUCAAUUCCCACUUCUUUGA
This is a messenger RNA of Mucor velutinosus, 663 nucleotides long. RefSeq lists its product as uncharacterized. The coding region runs from base 1 to 663 and encodes 220 amino acids. The record is from RefSeq and is a predicted model, not a curated record. The transcript has a single exon. Lineage: Eukaryota; Fungi; Mucoromycota; Mucoromycetes; Mucorales; Mucoraceae.